Octopus sinensis (East Asian common octopus) is the source of this 633-nucleotide messenger RNA. RefSeq names its product nucleosome-remodeling factor subunit NURF301-like. Gene Ontology annotation, biological process: regulation of transcription by RNA polymerase II. Lineage: Eukaryota; Metazoa; Mollusca; Cephalopoda; Octopoda; Octopodidae. Gene Ontology annotation, cellular component: NURF complex. The transcript is spliced from 5 exons. The coding region runs from base 1 to 633 and encodes 210 amino acids. Gene Ontology annotation, molecular function: RNA polymerase II cis-regulatory region sequence-specific DNA binding. The record is from RefSeq and is a predicted model, not a curated record.
AUGUCUCAGUUUGAGAGUACUCAGGGGUGUUCCCGUCAUUCUUGUUUGGGGAAUGAUCGUUGUGGUCGAAAGUAUUAUCUCAUGGCUAGAAGAGUUGUUGCAGUUUCGGCUAAUGGGUGUCAGUGUUGGUACUACUCAACUGUACAUCAGCUUAAGCGUUUGCUCUGCUGUUUUGACAGUUCGAUUUGUGUUGAGAAAAAUCUUUUGGAGCAGUUUGAGUUGUCCAGACCUGAAAUCGAGCGACAAAUGCGCAUAACUGAAAUUAUAACUGACUCUAAUAAAGGAGAUAUGAUGUCAUAUUUUGAUUGGCAGGAAAAACAAUUUCAAAAUAUUGAUAUUAACGACAAGGAAGCGACAAAGACUGAGGACUUGUUAGAUACUAAACCUGUUUUGUCGACUUCUCCAAAAGAACUAGAAAAUCUUUAUGUUCUCGGGAAAGACGAUGAAUACAAGAAAUAUGUAAAUCUCUUUUCAGCGGAUGAUCACAAUUCUUUGAGUAAGAAGCAAAGAGAAGAGGAGCGAAUAAAGAAACGGACUUUAUUCUCUCGUUUUAAUCAGAGUACAGACUUUCGUUGGCAUGGGCACAUUUAUGGGACAUACAAACAAAUCCUUACAUCAGUGAGAGCAUCGUAA